AGAUGACGGUACAUUCCUCAAAAUGUAACUCUCAGAUGUUCUUCCCUGAGCCUUGUCAACUAUGAAAUGCAGGGGGAAAAUUCAGCAUUUCCUAACCUCUUUUGACAGUAACAACGACUCCUUCGUGGGAGGUACUACAGCUUGAAAGUUCUAUUUAGUCAUUUAUAAGUGGUACAGGCAUCUAUGAAUCAUACCUUUUACUCCACCCAUUUAAAAUCUGAUUCAAUAAACAUUUAUUAAGGUUCUCCAGAAGCUAAGCACUCUCCUAGAUACAUCCUAUGCCCUUUGGGUCACAAGAAAAGGUUUCUGGACUGGAAUAUGAAUAAUUUACAUAUUUCAAAUUGGUUGAAGUCAAAGGAACUAUGAUGGUAAUCUGAUUUGAUGUUGGAGUAAAUGACUUGGAAGAUUUAACUAUGCAUGUCCAAAGGUACUCUUUCAAUUCAGUGGAUAUCCUGAUGUCCUAAAUUCGAAAGAAUUCAGUCUAUAAAUCCAGAAGGAAAAAAUAAUAGUUAUAAAUUAGGACACAAUUAUCUUUAGCCUUAGAGAUUUGGACGGAGUGUCAGGUAGAAUAACUACCUCUACAAAACGAGGGUGUUGACAAGGACUAAACCGGGAGGACUCUUUGAACAGGGGAGACCACAGACAUUCCAGAGAGCAAAGGGCCAAGAUGAGCAGUCCGAAUGACACUAUAAAACAAAUUACUAAACUGUUGCUCACAAUGUGUCAUAAGUAUUUCAAUGCAAGCCAAUCAGAGGACCACUGAAGAACAAAUUUAAACAAAAACAAGGAAGAUAUGUUAAGAAUUUUAUAAAUACCAGCUGGCCCAGAUAUAUAAAAGGCGCCACAUAGAUGUCACCACCAAAACUCCUCCAACUACCCAACUCUCAGCCAACCCCUGACACCAUGGCCUGCUGCUCCACUAGCUUCUGUGGGUUUCCCAGCUACUCCACCGCUGGGACCUGUGGCUCCAGCUGCUGCCAGCCAACCUGCUGCCCGACCAGCUCCUGUGGAACUGGCUGUGGCAUUGGCUGUGGCACCGGCUAUGGCAUCGGCUAUGGCACCGGCUACGGCCUGGAGGGUGGCUCCGGAGCUGUGAGCUGCCGCACCAGGUGGUGCCGCCCUGACUGCCAUGUGGAGGGCACCGUCCUGCCCCCCUGCUGUGUGGUGAGCUGCAUACCCCCUUCCUGCUGCCAGCUGCACCAUGCCCAGGCCUCCUGCUGCCGCCCAUCCUACUGCGGACAGUCCUCCUGCCGCCCUGCCUGCUGUGCCUACUGCUGUGAGCCCACCUGCUAAAAGCCAGGUUGCUGAUUUUCAACUUCUAAUUCAACUCAUGAGUUAACUAUCUCCUCAACCACCCCUGGACCACUAAGAAGUUCUUAGACUACAAGUUGGGUUUCUGUUAUGGGACGACCAAAUAUAGAAGUCCUAUCUGGUUCCAUUUCUACAAUGAAUACCUUGAGUAUGCACUAUGGACACAGAAAUGCUGUGACCCACCUGGUGAUCAUCAAAUUGCUUUGGAUAUACUAUGUCUGUUCUUCCUGCAGGGCUGAAGAUUACUGACACAUUAUGGAAUUCAUCCUUGAGAACUGUCCACAAGUCUAAUUUUUCCCUGCUUUAUGAUCUAUUUUUAGCUUCUGUUUACCUAAAAUUUUUCCAACAUCAAAGUCAACUGACAGUCUUUAGAUGUCAUCAGAGAGAAUGGAAGCUCCUUCCCCAACAUUCAGCUUCUAAGAAGUAGUCUACACUUUUCCAUAUUUCAACAUCUGAUUCCAUCUCUUUUCUUUGGAUCAUAUAAUGAUCUUAUCUGUUGGCUAUUUCAAUUAUAUCUGUGAUACAGUGUCUUCUGUCAUUUCUUAAUAAAUGUAAUUUACUGGGCAAAGAAACAA
Molecule: messenger RNA, 1886 nt
Organism: Manis pentadactyla (Chinese pangolin)
Lineage: Eukaryota; Metazoa; Chordata; Mammalia; Pholidota; Manidae
Product: keratin-associated protein 1-4-like
Exons: 1
Coding region: 850-1293 (147 amino acids)
Cellular component (GO): keratin filament
Source: RefSeq, a predicted model, not a curated record